AUGUCGCACGUGGUGGUCAUCGGCACGGAUUUGCGGAGAGCUACCGUCAAGGUCAGCCCAGGCACCUACAUGACAGAUGUUCUCCAAGAGGCAUGCAAGAAGCUCAACGUCUCGAGCGACAAAUACCUCUUGAAGCACAAACAGAAGACAGUCGACCUCUCCGUGGUCUGGCGAGUGAGCGGCCUCACCCCCGGCGCCAAACUCGAGCUCGUCCAGAAAUCCAAAACACCGUCGGCCGUCUCCGUCGCACUCCAGCUGCCGAUGCCCGAAGCCAACUCGGCACCUAACGGUCGUUUAAUCGAGAAGCUACCCAGCGACUUUACGAUAUGGAAGGUACUGCGUCAGUUUGAGAGCGGCGUCGCUGGGAAUGGAAAGAAUUUCAACAUUACAGCGCGGGGAAUCGCGCAAACAACAAGCGGAGGCGUGAGCGGAAGCGGGCAGAUGUACUAUGAGACGCCAGUCCUGAACAUCAUGGGCCGGGAGCUUUGCACAUUUGAGGACUUUCAGAAGACACUGUCACAGCUGGGAUACAAUUCCGGCAGCGUUUUGAUUCGCUUGUCGUUCAAGAAAACGGAUCGCACGCUGUUCCAAGCUAUGGAGGAAAUAAGUCGGUUCUUUUCCGAGGUUGAGGCAGAGGAGAAGAAAGCGGCCCCAACUCCAGCUCCGGCGCGCGCUACCGAGGGAACAGAGUCAACGGCAGUGGAAAGUGCAGCCGAGACGCCAAAGGGCACAACUACUAAGCAGACAGGUGACAUCCCAGCACCAGACGAAGCAAGCCAGGAGGCGCCGGUAGCGGGUGCUAUGGAUGUUGAUCAAGCAGAGCCGACAGACCCUUUGCAACCUGUCAGCAUCUUCCGGGCUCCAAGCGGAACGACUCCAGCGGCAGCCCUUGCAGAUGUGCCAGAGGAUGACUAUGCCCCGACAAUUGCCCACGCUCAGCUUCAUCAGGCUCGACUCCAGCAGAGCGCAGUAAACAAGAGACUCCCUUCAGACAAGGAGCUGGAGGCGCAAAGACAGGCGGAGGAAGCCCGUCUUGCAGCUGUUACUACAGUUCCGAUGAAGGUGCGGUUUCCGGACAACACAUCAGCGCAGUGGACAUUCGGCCAUGAAGCUACUGGUGCAACCCUCUACCAGGGCGUGAGAUCUGUCAUGGCCUACAAUACCCAGCCCUUCAAGCUGGCCAUAUCUGGCAGCAAGGUGAUCAUCAAGGAUGACGAAAGCGCAAAGAACCGUUUGAUCCAUGACUACAAGCUCACACGUAGUGUGUUACUGAAUUUGGUCUGGGACGACAGCGUGCCAGUAGAUAUCCGCAAGAAGCCCUUCCUGAAGGGCAGCGUCGCUCAAAAGGCCCAGGAUGUCACAAUCCCUGACAUUCCCAAAGGCGAUGACACAAAUGAGGGGCAGGCUGAUGCUUCGUCGUCGAAACCUGAGAAGAGGGAGGGCAGUGGGGAUGGUAGCGUUGCGAAGAAACUUCCCAAGUGGCUGAAGUUGCCUGGAAAGAAAUAG
This is a messenger RNA of Colletotrichum godetiae, 1506 nucleotides long. Its product is annotated as UBX domain-containing protein. Gene Ontology annotation, biological process: intracellular protein transport. The record is from RefSeq and is a predicted model, not a curated record. Gene Ontology annotation, cellular component: nucleus; cytoplasm; vesicle membrane. Lineage: Eukaryota; Fungi; Ascomycota; Sordariomycetes; Glomerellales; Glomerellaceae. The coding region runs from base 1 to 1506 and encodes 501 amino acids. The transcript has 2 exons.